CAACACUCUUUGCUUUGCUUUGCUACUCUCUCCCAACGUAAGUAAUGAGUUGAAGAAAGAGAGACACACACAACACGUACAGAUGUUGUUGUUUGAUGUAUCCCUAUCUUAUUCUCAGCAUCAAACCCCUCUCUUUCUCCUUGUCUCACCUCUCUCUCCCUAUUUAAACUAACCAUCUUUAUCAUGCUUUCAAUCACACUCUCUCUCUCCCUCGAUCUCUCUCUCUCUCUCUCUCAAACAAAAACAAAAUCAACCCUUUUUGUUGUUUAUUUAUAAUAUAAUUGUGAUGGGGGAUGGUGAGAAUAAAUACGGAAAUGGGAAUGGACAUGUAGGAGUGUUGAUGGAUAUGGAUGAUCCCCUCAACUGGGGGAGGGCUGCAGAGUCAUUGAAAGGGAGCCAUGUGGAAGAGGUGAAGAGGAUGGUGGAGGCGUACAGGAAAGAGCUAGUCCGUGUGGGAGGAGAGGAGCUGACAGUAGGGGAGGUGGCCGCGGUGGCGCGUGGAGUGAAAGUGGUGGUGUGUGAGAGUAGAGCAAGUGGGGUGAGGGAAAGUAGUGAGUGGGUGAUGGAAAGCAUGAGAAAGGGGACGGAUAGCUAUGGGGUGACCACUGGUUUUGGUGCAACAUCUCAUAGGAGGACUAAACAAGGGGCUGCACUGCAGAAGGAACUUAUUAGGUUCUUGAAUGCUGGAGUAUUUGGAAACGGAACAGAGACAAGCCACACAUUGCCUUAUUCAGCAACAAGAGCUGCAAUGCUUGUGAGGAUCAACACUCUACUGCAGGGAUACUCCGGCAUUCGAUUCGAGAUAUUACAGGCCAUUACUAAGCUGCUCAAUAACAACAUAACUCCAUGCUUGCCACUUCGAGGAACCAUCACCGCAUCAGGUGACCUCGUCCCUUUGUCGUACAUUGCAGGCCUUUUGACAGGUCGCGCCAACUCCAAGUGUGUGGGGCCAACAGGGGAAUUCCUCAACCCUGCUAAGGCCUUUCAGGUGGCUGGCAUUGAUGGCGGCUUCUUCGAGUUGCAGCCCAAGGAGGGGCUAGCAUUAGUCAAUGGAACAGCAGUGGGUUCAGGGCUGGCUUCUUUGGUCCUUUUCGAGAGUAAUGUGCUGGCCCUUCUAUCAGAAGUUCUGUCAGCCAUUUUUUGUGAAGUUAUGCAAGGGAAACCAGAGUUUACUGAUCACUUGACGCAUAAGUUGAAGCACCAUCCGGGUCAGAUAGAAGCUGCAGCAAUAAUGGAACACAUAUUAGAUGGGAGUUGUUAUGUUAAAGAAGCAAAAAAGUUGCAUGAACUGGACUCUCUUCUGAAGCCUAAACAAGACAGGUAUGCUCUUCGGACUUCACCACAAUGGCUUGGUCCUCAGAUUGAAGUCAUUCGGGCAUCAACCAAGUCCAUUGAGCGCGAGAUCAAUUCAGUAAAUGAUAAUCCUUUGAUUGAUGUUUCAAGAAGCAAGGCAUUGCAUGGAGGAAAUUUUCAAGGCACCCCAAUUGGCGUGUCGAUGGACAAUACUAGAUUAGCGGUAGCUUCCAUUGGAAAACUCAUGUUUGCUCAAUUUUCAGAGCUUGUUAAUGAUUUCUACAACAAUGGUCUGCCCUCAAAUCUCUCUGGGGGACGAAAUCCAAGUUUGGAUUAUGGCUUUAAGGGCGCUGAAAUUGCAAUGGCAUCAUACUGUUCUGAGCUCCAGUUUCUUGCGAAUCCAGUGACAACCCAUGUUCAAAGUGCUGAACAACACAACCAGGAUGUGAACUCUCUAGGAUUGAUAUCUUCACGUAAAACAGGCGAGGCGGUUGAUAUAUUGAAGCUCAUGUCAGCUACUUAUCUGAUUGCUCUUUGUCAAGCUAUAGAUUUGAGACACCUAGAGGAGAAUCUGAAAAGUGCUGUGAAGAACACAGUGAGCCAGAUAGCUAAGAAGGUACUAAUUAUAGGGGUGAAUGGAGAACUCCAUCCUUCAAGAUUCUGUGAGAAGGAUUUGCUUAAAGUGGUGGAUCACGAAUACGUCUUCGCCUAUAUAGAUGAUCCGUGCAAUGCUGCAUACCCGCUGAUGCAGAAGCUAAGGCAAGUCCUUGUUGAUCAUGCACUGAUCAACACUCAAGGUUCGAACAAAUCGGGUACUUCAAUUUUCUUAAAGAUUGAAUCAUUUGAGGAAGAACUAAGGAGUCUGUUGCCCAAAGAAGUGGAGAGUGCAAGAAGUGCAUUCGAGAGCGGAAAUCUGACAAUCCCCAAUAGAAUCAAGGAGUGCAGAUCUUACCCGUUAUACAAAUUUGUGAGGGAAGAUUUAGGAGCAGAGUAUUUGACAGGAGACAAAUUAAGAUCACCAGGAGAGGAAUUCGAUAAAGUUUUUACAGCCAUUUGUGAGGGAAAGAUUAUUGAUCCAUUAUUCGACUGUCUCAAGGACUGGGAUGGGACUCCCCUUCCUAUUUCUUAGCUAUUCCCCGCCUUUGUGUAAGUUAGCUUCUCUGCUUUCUGUAACAAAAACAUCCAGUUAUUCAUUUAUCUGUAAUAAUAAAUAGUUUUAUUUGAAACCAAAAUGUAUAAACUUCUAUUCAUACUAAUCACCAAUGAUCAAUUGCAACUCAAUUUGCCUUUAUUUAAUGCAUAAGUUAUGCUUCAG
Daucus carota subsp. sativus is the source of this 2608-nucleotide messenger RNA. RefSeq names its product phenylalanine ammonia-lyase-like. Gene Ontology annotation, biological process: L-phenylalanine catabolic process. Lineage: Eukaryota; Viridiplantae; Streptophyta; Magnoliopsida; Apiales; Apiaceae. Bases 287 to 2422 code for a protein of 711 amino acids. The transcript has 2 exons. The record is from RefSeq and is a predicted model, not a curated record. Gene Ontology annotation, cellular component: cytoplasm. Gene Ontology annotation, molecular function: phenylalanine ammonia-lyase activity.